AUGCGAGCUGAUGCAACUUGCCAAGCCAGUAGAUUACGUCAACAUUUUGCGUAUCAGUUUUCGCGUUCUUUAAAGAAACCAGAAAAAAAUCUCUAUACACGAUAUCUUUAUCAAAUCAGUUUACGAGAACAAAGUAAACUUUUAGAAGCUGCUGUUGUUGAUGCGUGUAAUUUAAGUCCAGGCGAAAAUGUUAUAGAGAUUGGAUUUGGGAAAGGUCAUGGUAUCCAAUUAGCUGUUGAACGCGUCGCUCCUGCAACGUCUAGUCAUUUGAAGUCUUCUGCAUCAAUGUUUUUCCUAAAAAGGUAUCUUAAAAGUCCAACUGUUAACUCUGACAUUUUUAAAGACGAUGGGUCUGUCUAUGGUGUAGAAAUUUCAGAAUAUAUGUGUAGAAAAGCUAUGAGAAAGUUAUGGCCGUAUGUUCUCGCAAAUCGUGUUGAGUUGCAAUACGGAAGUGUAGAUCAUCUUCCAUUUGUGCAACCUUUAUUUGAUGCAUGUUUUCAUGUGGACUGUUUUUAUUUCUGGCCAUCAUUAACUUACUCUUUAGGAAAGAUUUGGAAAAUGCUUCAUCCAAAUGGACGUAUUGUUACAACCUUCCAAUCAAAACAAUUGGUUGAUUUCAUGGAACGUGGGUGGUUUCAAUAUGGUAACCCUGACCCAUUAGCUUAUGUCUUAGCGCUGGAACAGUGUGGUUUUGAUAGAAUUGAAUGGCUUAAAAACCGAAUACACUUUAAUUCACAAGAAGAAGCUUAUGAUUGUAUAAUUGCUUAUAAACCAGUUGUACAAUUGUUAACUGUAUGA
Heterobilharzia americana is the source of this 798-nucleotide messenger RNA. Lineage: Eukaryota; Metazoa; Platyhelminthes; Trematoda; Strigeidida; Schistosomatidae. The record is from the annotation of a GenBank genome assembly.